Puccinia triticina is the source of this 399-nucleotide messenger RNA. RefSeq lists its product as uncharacterized. Gene Ontology annotation, cellular component: U2 snRNP; nucleus. The record is from RefSeq and is a predicted model, not a curated record. Gene Ontology annotation, molecular function: U2 snRNA binding; protein binding. Lineage: Eukaryota; Fungi; Basidiomycota; Pucciniomycetes; Pucciniales; Pucciniaceae. The transcript has a single exon. Gene Ontology annotation, biological process: mRNA splicing, via spliceosome. Bases 1 to 399 code for a protein of 132 amino acids.
AUGCCUAGAAAUGUCGCCGACACCAGGAAGCUCACCAAUGCACCCACCAUUGCCAUCCAGCAGCUCAACCACAACAGCCUCCUGCAGAUCCACCCCUCCAACAUCCGCCACAUCCUCACCAACAGCCCUGUCACCGAGUCAAAGAGCCCCCCCCUCAGCCGGACCAUUGUUGAAUCAAGCUCCAACCGGCGCCAGGUGGUUGUUGGCCUCCCUGGCGGCGAGCUCAUCUACUUCAAGCUUGACCUUGACAGCCAGCUCGACAAGUACCAGGAGCAGAAAGAGAUGGGUGCCACCAUCACCAGUCUCUCCCUCUCCGUCCGAGGUACCCAAGGGGAGACAACACAUGCCCUUCCUCCCCAUUGGCCUCAAAAACGCUACCGUCCACAUCAUCUCCCUUGA